Molecule: messenger RNA, 849 nt
Organism: Vicia villosa (hairy vetch)
Lineage: Eukaryota; Viridiplantae; Streptophyta; Magnoliopsida; Fabales; Fabaceae
Exons: 1
Coding region: 1-849 (282 amino acids)
Source: RefSeq, a predicted model, not a curated record
AUGGAAGAAGGGCAUUCUGGAUUCAAUUUUCAUUUCAGAGGCAGAAGCUACGUUGAUAUUCGGGUUCGGUGGAAAGGAUUGCAAAUUAAUCUGGUGAAUAUAUAUGCUCCCGGAAGCACUUCGGAUAGGAGGGUCCUGUGGUCUGAGUUACUCGUUUUAGGUGCUGCUAGUUCGGAUGUGUUAUGGUGUCUUGGGGGUGACUUUAACGAGGUCACGGCUAGAGAAGAAAGACUGGGAGGUGGUAUUAAUUCAAGCAGGAGAGGAAUGGAGGAGUUUCGGGAUUUCAUAGGUAGCAUGGGGGUGGAAGAUAUUCCUUGUGUGGGAGGAAAAUUCACAUGGUUCAAGGACAAUGGGAAAUCGAUGAGCAGGAUCGAUAGAUUUUUGGUUUCGAAGUCUCUUCUAGAUGUUUGGGGGGUGGUGGACCUAAGGAUUGGUAAGAGGGAUAUUUCCGAUCAUACUCCUAUUCGGUUGAAAUUCAAAUUUAUUGACUGGGGGCCAAAACCAUUUAGGUUCAACAAUGCUUGGUUCAAGCAUGAUGAAUUUAAAUUUUUUAUUAAGGAGGAAUGGGCGAAGUUGUCGGUCAAAGGUCGGGGGGACUUUGUGCUUUUUGAGAAGUUAAAAGGUCUAAAGGAGAGCCUUAAAGUUUGGAAUCGGGAGACAUUCGGGUGGAUUGACUUAAAGGUUGAAAAGGAAGCGGAGAUGAUUAAUGACAUGGAUGUUUUGGUGGUGGAUAAGUUUGGGGGCAGCAUUGACGACAUAAUUGAGAAGAGGAGGGAAGCGUUUAGUGAGUUUCGGAACAUGAUUAACUUAAAAGAGUGUAUGCUUAGACUUAGGUCAAGACAAUUAUAG